UUGUUGAGAUUCUGCAGCAACAACAAGUUCUCUAAAACGUCAAAACAAACAAUGGCUUCUAAACUGAUUUUGGUCACCCUUUGCUUGGCUGCCGUCAUUGCUGCCACAUCUGCUCGUCCCCGAUUCUUGGCCAUCCCAAUUGAAGACAUCCAGUUCAUCAACGAACCGUCUUCUUUCAACCCCGUUCAUCAUCGUGUCGCCCGCCAGGCCAACACUGAUCAUCUCGAACCCGAGCAUGCCGCAUCUUCCAGCUACCCCAGCGGAGGCAGUGACGCUGUUGACUACGGAGCGUACACUGGCGGAAAUGGAGCUUUCGGCUGGUACUCUGACCACCCCGUCGGCAACUAUGGUUCCAGCUAUUAAAAAACGAAUACAAUAUAAAAGUCGUAAUUCUGCAGACCUCCACCGGACACUGGCAAAAGACCGACGUCCAACAGCCAGCUCAUUCGUUAUUUAACAAAGCUAGUUUCUCUAAAGGUUGUGCCUAUCUCCGAACUAUGUUGUCCGCAAUGACCAUGUAAUUGCGAGGCAAAUACAGCAACCCAUUUUCAUCGCAUUUACAAACUGAAUUAUUUUUGGUUUUGCAUUGGGCUUGGCGUUCACCGUGCGUCCGCAUCUUCAUACUGAACCACUUAAAAAUGACCGUUUGAAAAUUAAUUGCACGAUGCGAUUUGGAAUAAAGAAAUAUGAAUCGUAA
Molecule: messenger RNA, 697 nt
Organism: Daphnia carinata
Lineage: Eukaryota; Metazoa; Arthropoda; Branchiopoda; Diplostraca; Daphniidae
Exons: 3
Coding region: 52-363 (103 amino acids)
Source: RefSeq, a predicted model, not a curated record